AUGUUGCUCCACGGCUCUUUCUACAGGAAGCUUAUUAUACUGUUGAAGGCUGAAAAAGAAUACGGUCAGCGCCUGAAAGUGCUUCCAAACGGAGAAAUCGUGCUCCAAUGCACUCCGGUAAUGGGCAGAAAGUCAAGAUCAACGUGUGAAAAGAUGUAUCGAGUUCGAUGUCAUUCAAUUCAUUGA
Messenger RNA from Caenorhabditis elegans, 186 nucleotides. RefSeq lists its product as uncharacterized. The record is from RefSeq and is marked reviewed. NCBI's taxonomy places the organism in Eukaryota, Metazoa, Nematoda, Chromadorea, Rhabditida, Rhabditidae. The transcript has 2 exons. The coding region runs from base 1 to 186 and encodes 61 amino acids.